CUCAUUUUUCGACUCCGCGCCCUUUUUCUUCGUCCCAAAACUUUCGAAACACCCACCUCUCCACCGCCAAAAAAACCACGACCCUUUCCACUCCAUCCCCCAUUUGCGCAUUUCGACGAACAGUUAUGGCGCAAGCAGCCCGCCUCAGCCUCAGGCUGCAGAGGGAGCUUAAGCUCCUCCUCUCCGAUCCUCCCCCGUCCACAACAUUUCCCUUUCUCUCCGGCGGCUCCGAUCUCUCCUCUCUCACUACCAUCGAGGCCCACAUGGAAGGCCCCGAAGGCACUGUAUACGCGAAAGGGACAUUCAAAAUCAAGAUCCAAGUGCUAGAAAGGUACCCGUUUCAGCCUCCGGUUGUUACGUUUGCUACGCCGAUCUACCACCCGAACAUUGAUACUGGUGGCCGCAUUUGCCUCGACAUUCUCAAUCUUCCUCCCAAGGGUGCCUGGCAGCCGUCGUUGAACAUUUCGACUGUGAUUACUAGCAUAAUGCUGCUGCUUAGUGAACCGAAUCCUGAUGAUGGACUGAUGUGUGAAGCAAGUAGGGAGUACAAAUACAAUAGGCAGGCCUUCGAUCAGAAAGCACGAGCAAUGACUGAGAAACAUGCUAGAUCUGGAGUUGGCGUGCAAAAUUUGGGGAACCAAUCCGCUCAUGUUCAUACAGACUUAACCAACAUGGUAGCAGAAGGUGUGAAAUCUGAGUCGAAAGUUGAAUCAGUUGUUGGCGUUCCUAGUGAUAAUACUCCAUCUAUGAUCAGCAAGAAGCUUUCGUUGGAAGCCUCGACUAGCUCGUGUCAUGAGAGGGACAAUGAUCGAGGGACAAAUGAGGUAUUGAAAGAUGAAUCUUUCAUGCAAAAGCCCGCAAAGGCAAGUUAUGGAGGUGCUUUAAAGGGUAACUCUGACAUCAAUGCUGCAAGAAGAUACAACAAGCUGUCGAUGAGCAGAAGUAAGUUAUCUAUAGUAACCAAAGAUGAAAAUGCUAGCAUGGAUGCAUUGGAGUCGAAGCAUUUACAGUCUGCUGAACAGAAUCCACCUCCGUCACUUCCAAUGCCCUCUACUUGGCCCCACUCCAACUUGUCAACUGGGUCAUCUGCAUCAUCUAUGUCUCUCCACGGAGCUAAUGUCGACUCAAAAGAGGUGUGCAAGAAAGCAAGCUAUGUCGGAAAGAAGCUCUCCUUAGGUCAUAAAGGGUCAUCAUCGCUCAGCCGGAAGACAGCUGACAAGGAGAACAUUAAACCAAUGGAGACAUUGCUUUCAUCAGGUCAACAAAGUCCCAGAAGGAAGAGUACGAGCAGUGGCAGGAAACCAUCCUUGGUUCCUUUAACCCAGUUGCAGCAGGAGAGUAAUGUGGCCAAUAGCUAUACCUGCUUACCUUUGCAGAAUCGCUCCGACGAAGUUCUAACUAAAAGCAAAUCAUCUUGUCCAGAACACGGAGACAGAAUCGCUUGUGACACAAGACAUUGUGGCCAGGAAGAGUCACUACCACCGGCAACAGACUCGAUAAUUGUAUUGGAUAGUGAAGAUAGUGAGGAAGAAACAGGAUUAACAAGGCCGACGUUGAGGCUGCGCAUGUUGAAGAGAAGAAAGUCUCAAGCUUGACCACCUCAGCCUUAUUUUAAGCAUGGUUCUCUGUAUCACAGAACAAGGAGCUUUUGAGUGUUCUCGUUUUGCUUGGUAAAUUGAUGUUUUUGAGUGCUAAACUGCUUGGUAAAUUAUUCAGUUUUUGGAUUUUCGGUCUUGCCUGACAAGGGAAAUGACGUGGGCCUUUACUUCGGCCCAUAUUUCGGCUCAAAAUAUCACAAGCCCAAAAGAAUUUGUAUACUGAUAGGAAAUACAAACGUGCGAAGGGAGCGGUGGAGCGGAUAUAAUUUUGCGCCCCCGGAAAGUUAAUCUGCGGUUGUUGGAGGCCGGAGAGGAAGGCGGCUGAUUAGCUUUGGCUGCUCUCGCCGGCGAUUCUUCCGAUAUCUAGGGAUUUCGAAGAGCUCGAGCUAGAAGGGGAAAGCAAGCAAGCUUAGCGGUAUCAAUAGCUGUCUGGUAAAACGGAGGGUGAGAUGUCUAUUUGCCUCUCCGCCUGUUCUACAUCCAGACCGCUAGCGGUUCCGCCUUGUUCCGCGGCGGCGCGUGCCUAUUCUUCCACGGCGGGUAAGGGGUGCCAGUGCUCUCUCUCUUUCCGGCCAGCGAAAGGCUCCGGGAGACUCCUUUCUUCCGCGGGUGAUAGAGGAAGGUUGCAGGUGGUUCGUAUGGCUCCCGACGAAGAGAAGCUGACUCGCCGAAAUCCUCUUGAUUUCCCAAUCGUAAGUCUUUUAUCCCUUCCUCUGUUCAGAAACUUUAGUUCUGAGCUACUUACAUUGGGAUUGGAACUUACUAUAUCGACUUCAUAGGAUGGUAUUGCUGAUGUUUUCGUGAUUUGGGGAUUAUAUGUGUUUGGAUGAAUUUGUUCAACUGCAAUUCUUGCUUCCUGUUUCCCCAAGAAAUGUCAGCUAAUUGGUGUUUGGAGCCUGGAACAUAGAUGUAGUGGAAGUGUGCUCCAUUUCUAAUUCCUGAAAUAGUAUGCAAUAUGGAUAAGAAUUUAGAUGAUAAUAUUAACAAUGGAUUUGAAGCUAGAAGAACUGCAAUCACCAUAUAAAGUUUGGAGCUUUGUCGUUCUAUUAGAUGUUGAUCUCUUAGGGUGUCCUGGUAAUAUGGCCAUCGGGAUUCAUCAAUUUGGGGUGUGACUAUUAAUGGCUGGCAGGCAGCCAACAAGGUUGUUCAGCCAUAAAAUCCUUUCAGACUGCUUUAGUUUCUCUUACCAAUCACGUUUAGAUUGUGUUCCAUUGCAUAAUACUGGAUCUGAUACGCUUGGAGAUUUUCCUUGACCUUGAGCGGUUCUAGGAUGCAGUCUUUGGCUUUCGCCUCUAGGUUCAUGCCUUAGCAGUUUGUUUUAUUAUAUUGGGUAGGAGGUUAGGCUAGGAACCUUCCCAGUUUGGAGAAUGCAAUCAAAUGUUGUUCCUGCU
Molecule: messenger RNA, 2989 nt
Organism: Linum trigynum
Lineage: Eukaryota; Viridiplantae; Streptophyta; Magnoliopsida; Malpighiales; Linaceae
Source: the annotation of a GenBank genome assembly